Molecule: messenger RNA, 960 nt
Organism: Phyllopteryx taeniolatus (common seadragon)
Lineage: Eukaryota; Metazoa; Chordata; Actinopteri; Syngnathiformes; Syngnathidae
Gene: snrnp25
Product: small nuclear ribonucleoprotein 25
Exons: 5
Coding region: 317-853 (178 amino acids)
Biological process (GO): mRNA splicing, via spliceosome
Cellular component (GO): U12-type spliceosomal complex
Molecular function (GO): protein binding
Source: RefSeq, a predicted model, not a curated record
CGAUUUUCUUUCAAAUCCUCCUGGUUUAUUAAUCCAACGUCCGUCUCCCUUUACCUGACAAAUUUAUUAGUUAUAAAGAAAAUACAUUACUUAUAUACAUAAGUAAUUAGUGUAUAAAAUACUAAUUCGUCCCGGAUUUUUUUUAUGCGGCUCGUCACUCACCAAACAACUGUUUCUUUCCGGUGUACACAGUUUGUGUUUUUGUUUUACCUUCACCGACAAUCUUCGGCCGUGUUUUAAGUGAAACAAUCUCCAACAAACUCAUUUAGUUUCUGCGUUGUAAACGAAACAAAACAAAAAUCGACGUUUAUAAAUAAUGGAGGAGCCGAGCGAGGAGGUCGCCGGAGAACAGAAUGUGAAGGAAGAAGAAGAAGAUGAGCAAAAGAUAGCAGACAUGACAUCAGAUGCUGAAGAAGAAGAAGAAGACGUGGAGGCUUUAACUCACGCUGACAUUUUGGAUAUUUUCGAGGAGGGACUCGCUCGCCUCGUACAAGAUCCUUUACUCUGCGAUCUUCCCAUUCAGGUGACUUUGGAAGAAAUCAAUUCACAAAUUGCACUGGAGUACGGCCAGGCCAUGACUGUAAAGGUGUUAAAGGCUGACGGUGAAAUCAUGCCCAUCGUGGUGGUGCAAGAUGCCAGCGUGCUGGACCUGAAGAAGGCCAUUCGCAGGUUUGUGGUGCUGAAGCAGCAGCGUGAAGGCGGCGUGAGGCACAUCAGCUGGAGGUAUGUUUGGAGGAGUUAUAAUCUGGUGUUUCAGGGGGGAAAGUUGGAAGACGACCGCGUGAGGCUGAAAGACUACGGGAUCAGGAACAGAGACGAAGUGACGUUCAUGAAGAGACUCAGGAAGAAGUGAACACUUUUCUACCCCUCAGAUUUUAUUUCUAUAGAUGAAGCUUGUUGUUAUUGUUUUUUUUUUUUACAGUUGAUAUUUUUGCUAUUUAAUAAAGCUUUAUACUAUUA